AUGGAAGAAUGUCCUCAACAUAUCCGUUUUGUGGUCGCAGAGGCCCGCAACUUUUGGCCCGAGUUCAUUGCCCCGGAUGUGUCAAAGCUAGGUGAAUGCGAGUUCGCUUUGAUAUCAGAGAUGAACUCCCAGCUCAUCGUUCAUCAUCCAUAUCGGACUUUAUCCGAGCUCCAACCGGAGCUAUCGCUUACAUCAGACGAAGUAGCUCUGGCAUGGUCGGUAAUCAAUGAUCACUAUCUUACCGAUCUACCAUUACUAUAUCCACCUCAUGUGAUCGCGGUUAUGGCAAUCAUUGUUGCCGUUGUCUUCAAACCGAGCCAGACGAGUUUCCAUGGGACUGCUGCCCCAUUGGCCGGAGCGAUGAGAGAUGGAGGGAUGAAUAUCCUCGCAGCUUUGGGAGAUAAGAAUGGCGCUGGCCCGCCUCCCCGAAUUCAGAAACUAGUUAGCUGGCUUGCCGAGAGUGAGGUUGAUAUUCGAGCUGUUAUUGAAUGCACCCAGGAGCUGGUGUCUCUGUAUGAGAUCUGGGAGAAUUAUAGCGAAAAGCACUGUAAGGAGCUUCUUGGUCGGAUGGUGAAGAGUAAGAAUCUGGACAAAUGA
Messenger RNA from Aspergillus bombycis, 597 nucleotides. RefSeq names its product cyclin-dependent protein serine/threonine kinase regulator SSN8 (gene ssn8). Gene Ontology annotation, cellular component: mediator complex; nucleus. The coding region runs from base 1 to 597 and encodes 198 amino acids. The transcript is spliced from 2 exons. The record is from RefSeq and is a predicted model, not a curated record. Lineage: Eukaryota; Fungi; Ascomycota; Eurotiomycetes; Eurotiales; Aspergillaceae. Gene Ontology annotation, biological process: positive regulation of transcription by RNA polymerase II. Gene Ontology annotation, molecular function: cyclin-dependent protein serine/threonine kinase regulator activity.